Molecule: messenger RNA, 198 nt
Organism: Talaromyces atroroseus
Lineage: Eukaryota; Fungi; Ascomycota; Eurotiomycetes; Eurotiales; Trichocomaceae
Exons: 4
Coding region: 1-198 (65 amino acids)
Biological process (GO): cytoplasmic translation
Cellular component (GO): ribosome; cytosolic large ribosomal subunit
Molecular function (GO): structural constituent of ribosome
Source: RefSeq, a predicted model, not a curated record
AUGGCCAAGUCCAAGAACUCGUCUCAGCACAACCAGAGCAAGAAGGCUCACCGUAACGGUAUCAAGAAGCCCAAGACCUACCGUUACCCUUCCUUGAAGGGAACCGACCCCAAGUUCCGCCGCAACCACAGACACGCUCUUCACGGCACCGCCAAGGCUUUGAAGGAACGCGACGAGGGCAAGCGGGAGAUUGCUUAA